GCCAAGGUUUAGCGUCAAAGUCAAAACUCUUGAAGCAGUUUUACUGAUCAUUUCCCAUUAUCAACAGAGACCCUUUAUCAACUAUUAUGGCUCGAUCUUUUUACUCUAUGAAGCCAGCACACCCUUUCUCAACGUUAAUUGGUUCAUGGACAAGCUGGGCUGGAUGGGCAGUAAGCUUCAAUUGAUCAACGGCGUCAUGUUGAUUUCGGUGUUCUUCAUGGCACGGAUCGUAUUUGGCUUAUCGAUGUCCUACUAUCUUUGGGUGGAGAUUUAUGCCGUCAGGGAAAUGGUGCCCUGGAGCUAUUUCGUAAUCUACGGUGUCGCCAAUGUAGUGACAAGUCUACUCAAUAUCUACUGGUUCGGCUUGAUGCUUCGCAUGCUUCGUAAACGAUUCCCCUCUUCCAAUACCAAGAAGGCAUAAGCACCUCUAUCCGAAAUCCCACUCAAAUUUUUGUUUUCACACACACACACACACCGCAUCAUACACGCACGCACAGAAUCAAACAACAAACAACAACAACAACAACUGCAACUACAACAGCUACUACUACUACCAC
Messenger RNA from Zychaea mexicana, 557 nucleotides. RefSeq lists its product as uncharacterized. Bases 146 to 421 code for a protein of 91 amino acids. The record is from RefSeq and is a predicted model, not a curated record. Gene Ontology annotation, biological process: lipid homeostasis. The transcript has 5 exons. Lineage: Eukaryota; Fungi; Mucoromycota; Mucoromycetes; Mucorales; Lichtheimiaceae. Gene Ontology annotation, cellular component: endoplasmic reticulum; membrane.